Molecule: messenger RNA, 3978 nt
Organism: Peromyscus californicus insignis
Lineage: Eukaryota; Metazoa; Chordata; Mammalia; Rodentia; Cricetidae
Gene: Prkag3
Product: protein kinase AMP-activated non-catalytic subunit gamma 3
Exons: 13
Coding region: 413-1807 (464 amino acids)
Source: RefSeq, a predicted model, not a curated record
UGGAACACACACUGCCUGGGGUACCGGGGUCCCAGGGGGCCGGCGCUGGGAUGUAGGGAGGCAGCAAGCAUGUGGCCUUGUGUGUGUGUGUGUGUGUGUGUGUGUGUGUGUGUGUGUGUGUGUGUGUGUGGCCCAUGAGCUUGCUGUGCACUGUACUCUGUGGGUGUGAGCAGGCCGGUUCCAUGUAUGUAUGUAUUUUGCGUGUAUGUGCCUGUGUGGGAUUCUGGGUGUGCCAGGAGUGUGCAAGUGUGUAUGUUGUGCAUGUGUGUAUACACAUGGUGUGUGGGUAGGUGUGUUUUUUAAAGGAGACAACCCAGGGACUUCAGAACAGGAAUCGUUUUCACAACAAUUCAGAUAUUCUCUUGCGUAGACCCUGACCUGGAGUCACAGUGGGUGCCCAGAGAGUCAAGAGAUGGACUUCCUAGAACAAGGAGAAAACUCGUGGCCAUCACCAGCUGUGACAACCAGCCCAGAAAGAACCCAUGCAACACGGGGCGUCAAGGCUUCCAGAUGGACAAGGCAGGGGGCUGUGGAGGAAGUGGAGCCACCCGGUUUGGAAGAAGGUGCCCAGGCCAGACCAGCUGCUGAGUCCGCCAGGCAGGAGGCCACAUUCCCCGAGGCCACACCCUUGGCUCCAGCCCUUCCCUUGGCUGGAGAGGAGACCUCCCCCAGCGGGUGGGACCUCCUCUUGCCCGACUGUGCAGCCUCAACAGUGGGUUCCAGCACAGGUGACCUGGAGCUGGCCAUCGAGUUCCCAGACCCAGAGGCCUGGGACGGUGAGCUCGAAGGCCUGGGGGAGGACAGGCCUCGGCCUUGCCCAUCCCCACGGGCCCCACUUCUCAGCUUGAGUUGGGAUGAUGAGUUGCAGAAGCCUGGGGCCCAGGUCUACAUGCACUUCAUGCAGGAACAUACCUGUUAUGAUGCCAUGGCCACCAGCUCCAAACUGGUCAUCUUUGACACUACGCUGGAGAUUAAGAAGGCUUUCUUUGCCAUGGUGGCCAACGGCGUGAGGGCAGCCCCUCUGUGGGACAGCAAGAAGCAGAGCUUUGUGGGCAUGCUCACCAUCACGGACUUCAUCCUGGUGUUGCAUCGUUACUACAGAUCCCCCCUGGUCCAGAUCUACGAGAUUGAAGAACAUAAGAUUGAGACCUGGAGGGAGAUCUACCUACAAGGCUGCUUCAAGCCUCUCGUCUCCAUCUCUCCCAAUGACAGUCUGUUUGAAGCUGUCUAUGCCCUCAUCAAGAACCGAAUCCACCGCCUGCCGGUCCUGGACCCGGUCUCCGGCACUGUGCUCUACAUCCUCACACACAAGCGGCUACUCAAAUUCCUGCACAUAUUUGGUGCCCUGUUACCACGGCCCUCCUUCCUCUGCCGCACUAUCCAAGAUUUGGGCAUCGGCACAUUCCGAGAUUUGGCUGUCGUUCUGGAAACAGCUCCUAUCCUGACCGCGCUGGACAUCUUUGUGGACCGGCGUGUAUCUGCGCUGCCUGUGGUCAAUGAAUCUGGUCAGGUCGUGGGCCUCUACUCCCGCUUUGAUGUCAUUCACCUGGCUGCCCAGCAAACCUACAACCACCUAGACAUGAGUGUAGGAGAAGCUCUGAGGCAGAGGACACUGUGUCUGGAGGGGGUUCUCUCCUGCCAGCCCCACGAGAGCCUCGGCGAAGUCAUUGACAGGAUCGCACGCGAACAGGUGCACAGGCUGGUGUUGGUGGAUGAGACCCAGCAUCUUCUGGGCGUGGUCUCCCUCUCUGACAUACUUCAAGCGCUGGUACUCAGUCCUGCUGGCAUCGAUGCCCUCAGUGCCUGAGAGUGCCUGAGUCCUCACUCCCAAGCCAUCUCCCUCAUCUGAAAACCAAUGGAAGGAUCUAGGGGGACUUGGCCUUCAUCUUCUUCCACCCCCGUUUGCUGGCUCUGCUCUGGUACAGGCUCUCCAGCCUUCCCUAAUUGUCCUUGCUAUACCUACACUCCCAGAGGCCUUUGGGCAUGCCCAGUACACCAGGAUGAUGAAAUUAAGAGCAGUCGAGUCAAGCCUGAAAGUCCUGAACCAGAGGCACUGCGAUCAGCCUAGGACACUCUGUGUGCCCUGUCCCUUUUUAAGCCUUUCCCUCCCACCUGGGUCAGGGCUGAGCGCGAUGUGGCUGGGAGCAUGCAGCCGACGGACUUAGCUGGGCGCCUGGAAUGCUUGGUUCUGGGUGCACGUUCCCAGCUCCUACGAGCCCCGGCUGCUCUUUCCCUGUGGAAGCUCCCAUUGUGCCACACCAUCAUACAAGCUGCUGGCGGCCAACACUGAGCAGCCCUUGAUUCUAGAGCUGUCUGUUGGGGCUAUAGGCAUUCAUCAUGGUGCCUAGCAGGUAGCUUUUACUAUCUACAGCUGAAGCGGGACUGUCACGGUGCCCUUUUUGGGUGUCCAUAACGGGUCUGCCAUUGAGGUCUACAGAAGUAUGUGGUACUUACUCUCAGGCUCCAAGAAGCAGGUCCAGCAGGGCUUCUGAUGCUGUUGUCCAUUGGGCUCCUUAGCUCUCACUAGUAAGUCAUGUUCUACCCCCAGAUAGAUUGAGAUCUUUGAGAAUGAGCCAUCAAGAAAAAAGAAACAAAAGAGCAAGCCCUGACCUUGGAUGCUACAGGCUUACUCAAAGGCUGCAGUCAUUGAAAUGAACUUGCAGCAAGCUCCUUGUGUCUCCUGAAUUCAAAGACUUGAAGGAAAGUCUGUCUGAACUUGGCAAAAACUACAAGUAGCCUUUCUUUUUGUGCGUAGAAUGUUAUUCUGCCAAUAUUUUUUAAUCUUUGAUUUGUAACAAAAUGAUAAGGAAAAUGUUUAUUCAUUACUCACCUAGCAGGUGGAACCCAGUCUGCAAACGGGAGUCUGCAGGAAACAUAGCUGAUCCUGCAAUGCUGGAUGAACUCAAUUCACCAAGUACAAAGAAAUGAAUCUCAGUCGAUUCUGGGCUCUUCGUCUGCCGUUAUCCUCCCCCGUGAUGGCGUGGGUCCUCAGAUCCAGUGGUCCAACACAGAACAGAGUAGAUUCCUAUUUCCACGAUCUUUUAAAAUUCCUUUUCAUUUUACUUUAUGGCAUUGUGUGUGCAUGCAGGCGUGAGUGUGCCACAGUGGAGUGUGAUUGUGUAUGUGUGUGUGUGCCUGGAGGUGAGUGUCCCACAGUGCAGAUCAGUGGACAACCUCCAGCGUGGGUCCUCCGCUUCUACCUUAUUUGAGACAGGGUUCCCUUGUCGUGCUUCUGGGGAUCUCCUGGGACUGCAGUACAGGGAUGGCACACUCCAAUAUUCCUGCCUUGUUCAGCUUUACAUGAAUUCUGGGAGCUCAAUCUCAGGGAUUCACACACGUGCACCAAGUACUUCGCCCACUGAACCACUGAAUCAUCUCCCCAGCUCGCCUACUUUUCUCUCUUCCUCCUCCAGCUCCUCCUCCUCCUCCUCCUCCUCUUCCUCCUCCUCCUCCUCCUCUUUUAAUUUGUUUUGAGAAAGCGUUUCACUUCAUAUCCCUGGCUAGCCUAGAACUCACCAUGUAGGCCAAAAUGGCAUCAGACUCAUAGAGACCCACCUGCCUCUGCCUCCCAAGUGGUGGGAUUAAAGUCAUGUGCCACCAUGCCCAGCUGGGUAGUCCCAUUUUUAAUUUUUUUGGGAGGAGGGGAAUCUUCAUACUGUUGACCAUAUGGCCAUGCGGUUGAUCAUAUGUACAUGAAGUAUAGGCUAUGAACACUGAGCUCCAAACUCCAAUCCCCAGUCAUAUCACAUAGACACCCCACUCUGUUGCUCAGGUGAGUGUUAAGCUCCUGGGCUCAACCAACUCUCCUGCUUCAGCCUCCAGAGUAGUUGGGGCUAUAGGCGUUCAUCGUGGUGCCCAGUGGGUAGCUUUUACUAUCUACAGCUGAAGCAGGACUGUCAGGGUGCCUUUUUUUGGGUGACCAUAACGGGUCUGCUAUUGAGGUCUACAGAAGCAUGUGGUACUCUCAGGCUCUGAGAA